This is a messenger RNA of Brassica oleracea var. oleracea, 2482 nucleotides long. RefSeq names its product tyrosine--tRNA ligase 2, cytoplasmic. Gene Ontology annotation, molecular function: tyrosine-tRNA ligase activity; ATP binding. The record is from RefSeq and is a predicted model, not a curated record. NCBI's taxonomy places the organism in Eukaryota, Viridiplantae, Streptophyta, Magnoliopsida, Brassicales, Brassicaceae. Bases 72 to 2294 code for a protein of 740 amino acids. The transcript has 21 exons. Gene Ontology annotation, biological process: tRNA aminoacylation for protein translation.
GUCCGUUGUCUUCUGUAUUUCUUCUUCACCAUAGCGAACAAAAACACCUACGAGAAUCAAUCGACAGAGAGAUGGAGAAUGCACCAACUCAGGCUUCUUCUUUGGCCUCCGGAUUGCAGAUAAGCGAGGAGGUCGAACAAAGAUUCAACCUAGUUAAAAGUGUUGGCGAGCAAUGCACACAUGAUGAUGAGCUGAGGGAGCUUCUGGCUAAGAAGGCUGCUCCGGUUUGUUACGAUGGCUUUGAACCAUCAGGAAGGAUGCAUAUCGCUCAAGGACUGAUGAAGAUCAUGAGUGUGAACAAACUGACUUCUGCUGGUUGCCGAGUGAAGAUCUGGAUUGCAGAUUGGUUUGCGUAUAUGAACAACAAGCUGGGAGGUGAUUUGAAGAAAAUCAGGGUGGUUGGAGAAUAUUUCAAGGAGAUCUUUCAGGCUGCCGGGAUGAACUGUGAGAAUGUGGAGUUUUUAUGGUCAUCCGAAGAGAUUAAUGCUAGGGGAGAUGAGUACUGGCCUCUUGUCAUGGACAUUGCCUGCAGAAACAGUCUCGCCAAAAUAAAACGGUGUAUGCCUAUUAUGGGUCAUAGUGAGACCGAGGAGCUGAGUGCAGCUCACAUUCUGUACGUGUGUAUGCAAUGUGCCGACACUCUCUUCCUUGAGGCUGAUAUUUGCCAGCUUGGGAUGGAUCAGGAAACGGUUAAUCUGCUAGCGAGAGACUAUUGUGAUGACAUUAAUAGAGGAAACAGACCUGUCAUCUUGUCUCACCAUAUGCUUCGUGGUCUUCAACAAGGACAGACAAAGAUGUCUAAGAGUGAUCCUUCGUCUGUCAUCUUCAUGGAAGAUGAGGAGGCUGAAGUUAAUGUGAAGAUAAAGAAAGCCUACUGCCCUCCGGGUAUUGUGGAAGGUAACCCAUGCGUGGAGUACGUCAGAUACAUCAUUCUGCCCUGGUUCAAUGAAUUCACAGUAGAGCGAGACGAAAAGUAUGGUGGUAGCAAGACCUACAAAAGCUAUGAAGACAUUGUCACUGACUAUGAGAGCAAUGUGUUGCAUCCAAAGGAUCUAAAGGACGCUCUGUCGAAAGCAUUGAAUAAAAUACUGCAACCUGUCCGUGACCAUUUCAAAACCAACAGUCGUGCCAAGAAUCUGCUAAAACAGGUCAAGGGCUACAAAAUCACCAGAACGGCUCUAUCCAAGGAGAUGGAGGCUCUUUCCGUCAACGCACCAAACUCAGCAUCUUCAGCUGCCGGAUUACAGCUGAGCGAGGAGGUAGAGAAUAAAUACAAUAUUGUGAGGAGUAUUGGCGAGGAGUGCAUACAAGAGGAUGAGCUAAAGAACCUGUUAGCCAAGAAGCCCACUCCGAUCUGCUAUGAUGGAUUUGAACCAUCAGGAAGGAUGCACAUUGCCCAGGGAGUGAUGAAGGUCACCAAUGUGAACAAGUUGACAACAGCUGGUUGCCAAGUGAAAAUUUGGAUUGCAGAUUGGUUUGCUCAACUGAACAACAAGUUGGGAGGUGACUUGGAGAGAAUCAAAGUGGUUGGAGAAUACUUCAAGGAGAUUUGGCAAGCUGGUGGUAUGAACACUGACAAAGUAAGCUUUCUUUGGGCUUCAGACGAAAUUAAUGGUAGAGGCGGUAAGUAUUGGCCUCUUGUGAUGGACAUUGCUCGCAGAAACAACCUCCGUCGAAUCUUGAGGUGUGGGCAGAUUAUGGGACGUAGUGAGACAGAGGUGCUGAGUGCAGCGCAGAUUCUUUACCCUUGUAUGCAGUGUGCUGAUAUUUUCUUACUCGAGGCUGAUAUUUGCCAGCUGGGGAUGGAUCAGAGGAAAGUAAACAUGUUAGCAAGAGAAUACUGUGAUGACAUUAAGAGAAAGAACAAACCCAUCAUCUUGUCCCACCAUAUGCUUCCUGGUCUCCAACAAGGACAAGAGAAGAUGUCGAAAAGUAAUCCAUCAUCUGCCAUUUUUAUGGAAGAUGAGGAGGCUGAUGUUAAUGAGAAGAUCAGCAAAGCUUAUUGCCCAGCAAGAAUUGUGGAAGGCAAUCCAUGUCUUGAAUACGUCAAAUACUUAGUUCUACCACGAUUUAAUGAGUUCACGGUUGAAACUGAUGGCGGUAACAAGACCUUCAAAAGCUUUGAAGAUAUUGUUGCUGACUACGAGAACGGCGCGUUGGCUCCUGAAGAUCUGAAGAAAGCCUUGGUGAAAGCACUGAAUAUAAUGCUGCAACCUGUUCGUGACCAUUUCAAAACCAACGAUCGCGCCAAAAAUCUACUGGAACAGGUCAAGGCUUUUAGAGUCACCAGGUGAAGAUGCAAAACGCAGAGAAGCAAACUUGUGUUCAUCGUUACAAACUUUCUUAAGAACUUCGGUUACUUGCAAUUCUAUUUUGUCCUGUUUUUGUUUUUGAAAAGAGCUGAUAUUGGUGAUUAAGAAAUCAAGCAGAGAAGAAUUUUAAAACUAUAAUGAUAAGUGAAAAAGGACUAGAGUUUUUUAUA